GUCUACUCAUUUCCAGAUUUUGCUCACAAAUGUUUAGAAAUCGAUAGGACGUCACACUCUCCCUUUCUUUUCCCCCACAUUGCUCAGUCCUUCACAUAAAUGCCACAGGUGCGAAUGAAAUAGGAACAGCGAAUCUCUCACAUACGCCUAGCGGUUGUUUCUUUACAACGCUACGGCGGCCGACGAAAUGCUUAACCUCGCCAUUUUGUUUUCAAACGUCACAGUGAACGCGGCUCCGAGUGUUCAUUCGAUCCGAAACAAAAUUUGGUUAUGGCGUGUCAUUUAUUAUAAAAAAAAAUAGUGAUAUAAACUAUUUCGUGUGUUGAAAUGUGCUUUUGCGAGGAAUAUAUUUAUUUCUGUAUGCAGCUGCUAUAGUUGCGGGGGUAACCUAUGAACAUGGACGCUCUAAGAUCAAUUUUUGCAAGCAAAGAACAUUUCUGGAAACUAGAAUAGUACUAGGUGAGAUGUACUCACAUAGUAAACCUGUAACCGAUAGAAUGGACACUAAGAGUAUCGAAGUAGAAAUACAAAUGCCUUCUAAUCCAGAACGCGAUAUCCAACAACAACAAUUAAGAACAACAAAGGACAACAAUCCACUAAUCGUAGAACAGAUAAAUGAUACAAAACCUAAAAAUGUAACCGAUGAUGGAAAUCAACACGUUAAAUUUAAUGAAUUAGAUAAAUUCAAAAGGCGAAUGAUAAGGGCGAUAGCGAGGUUGAUGUUGGAGGAGAAGAAACCCGAGGCGGAGAUAUGGGAGGUACUGAAGAAGGAAACAUCCUGUGAUUGUAAAUUACUUUGGACGCGCAUGCGAGCAUUGACAAUAAAGAAAUUGAAGAGACUAUUCGAUGCAAAUGAUCGUAAUGAAAAUGUAACGAAAAUUGCACAGCUGUCCGUGACCGACUGGCUUUUGUUUGAUCUGACUUUAGUGCAUGAAGAUGUUGACGUCAUCGGACAGGACGUAAAAAAUCAAAAUGUCAAAAAGGAUCCACAGAUCCUUGAAGAUCUUUUCCAAUUGGUAAUGAAGUAUAAAAUUGAGUAUUUGGUCGGCGACCAGCUAACAAAAGCGUGGAAUGAUUUAACCAAAGAAUAUAAUAGUCGAGGGCGCAAAUGUUCCCAAAUGUUACUACAACGUCGUUGGUAUCAAUUGAAGCAAUUAGUUCGAUCCAAAUUCUACAAAUUCUGGUUUGAAUAUCGUGGUGCUGAGAGAAAUUUGGAACGAGCCGAGAAAUAUAAGCCAAAUGAUUUGGACGUGGAAAUCGUUAAAGCAUUCCUGCCAAUUGUCACAGAUCCAUUUCCAACUUGGCAGCAGCUAAUAGAUGAUAAGAAAGUUUCCUUACUAAACGAUUUUGAACGUCUACUUCUGUCAAAGAAGAAAAAUUCGCAGAAAACAGCAAAUGAACCAGAUAUUUUACUAAUAGAACCUCAUGUUGAAACAAUUGACUUACGAGUAGACUCUGAUGAAGACGCGAAAGAUUUAAAUGUUAAAAAUAAUGAAAGUCUAAAUGAAGAGCAUGGUAGUGUAGACCCCAAUGCCGCAGACAGUAAUGACAGUUUGAAUGUAGUCAAAACAGAAUCAAUAUGUGACGAAGACGAAGUUAACAAACUCGAAUCAACGCAUAUACCACUAGAAUCAAACGAAAAUGUAGUACCACAUACUUCUGACGUUAUUGAUGUUGAUCAAAGCAACUAUGAUGAGGAGUUUAGCGAUCAUGUAGAAGAUAAAAUUGAUCUAAUUGUCGAUGACGACGAUAUAAUUACCCAACAAGUAAAGGGGGAUGAUUUUGAAAUCGUGAUGCCCAAAAUUACAAGUAUAACAAGUACAGCUCGAAUACUAGAAACCGACGAUGGAAAUUGUGAAACUACAAACGAAAUUAACAAUACCUUAGAUAAGAUUGCUGAUGAAGUUUCUCGAAUUAAAUCUUAUACCGUAACAUCGCCUACGAGUAAUUUUGAACAAUCAAGUAUAGAUAUCACAAUAGAAGAUAAAUCUGAAGACGAAGAAAUUGCGGUAGACCCUAAACUGAUACAACAAUCGACUUUAUACAAUGACGUCUCACACGAUUUGCAUUUAAUAGACGGCCUUGAACUAGAAGACGAUGGAAUUGAAUAUAUAGAUGAAGAAGAACACACAGAUCUAAAGGUAAGCCUUGAAGCAGCUGAUUAUAUUUCAACGAACAACGAUGAAAACGAAACUCCUAAAAUUGACCUUAAACUUCUACUUAAUCCGGUAGUUUAUACAACGAAACUUGACCUUAUGGAUGUGUUUCGAUUUAUUGAUUAUACGACGGUGAAAGAUAGACGUGUUAUAGAAAACGCUGCUGUUGAAAGCAAACCAGUUGAUAAAAAAUCAGUCAAAAUGGAUACAAUUACUAAAGAAAGCCGUGACGUGCCAGAAAUUAAUGUAAUAAGGGAGGAUGUGUCGGAAUGUAGCACAGAAAAUGAAUAUGAAUUGGUAAAAUCUACUAGCUGGUUGUUUCGAAAGCCGAGAGGUGUAACAUAUAAUCCAAUACAGCUAUGCAAAAAUCCAGACUUCAAUACGCGAUUGAAAAGAUUGACAGCCGGGUUUUUUAGUUCGCAACGUAAUAGACAAUUACUUAAAAUGUGUAAACCUUUGACUAUCGAUGUUCAUAAAGCAUUUGAGGCGAAACUUGUUAAUAAUUCUUUAUAUUUAGAAAAAUGUUUUUUCUUGGAAGCCAAAAGUUCAGAAAUAAUAAAUACUGUAGAAAAAACUGUUCUACCAUCAGAGUUACCGGGUCAGAGUCUAAAUUUUAACGUCCAAGAUUCGAUAGAUAAUCAACUUACAUCAAAAUUAAACCGAAUAACAAAAAACGAAUUUAUUCCGGAAGUGUGUACUGUGGAAAGAAAUAAAGUCAUUAAUCUUCCUGAAUUAGAUCAAAUACGUCGUAAAAACGAAAGAUUACUAAUUGCAGAAGUGACACCACUUCAAGCUGUAAACGUAACCAAUCCACCAGUUUCAAUAGUUCAGAGAAAUAAAACGAUUGAACCGAGUCUCUUAACCGUCAAUGAUGUUGAUAACAAUGACAUCGCGAAAAAUCUAAAUAAUAUAAAUGAAAAUACGACUAUUGUUGUUACGCCUGAAUUAAAAAAUAAUGAUUUUAGUAAUAGCGACACCACUAUUGACACCAUUAUUGAGGAAACAGAAAUGUUACGUAAUGAUAACCGAAGUGAAUCAAACAAUGUAAAAAUAGGUUAUAACCCAAAUAUGAGAAUUGGUAAUAAAAUAAAGAAAAUAAUCAAUCAUAAUUACAAAUUAGGAAAAGUCUCUGUGUCUUGGAAUUCAAGAAAUGCCCCUACAAAUCGUACUUUUAAAUCGGAUGACCGUCUGUUGGCACCAGAUACAGUGGAAAGAAUAAUAAGCGUGUGUAACGGAAACCAUUAUAAUUUCACAAAAAGACAGAAUAUAGCAAAUAGAAAAAAAUAUUAUAGAUUAGAAAAAAAAUGUAUAGGACCAGGAGCUUUAAUAAAACAAACUGCUUGCAAUGAUUUAAAUGUAAGUGUUGAAAAACCACAACCAGAAAAUAAUGAAAACUCACUUAAAGUCAUCGAAGAGCAUCAUCAACAACAAAAGUCAGCAACAAUCCAAAGUGAUAUUAUUCACCAAUGUGAUAUUACCACGGAAACGAUAAGAAAUUGCGUAACGAAGAAGAAUAACUCAGAUCGUCAGAUCGAGAAAAAUGACGUUGUUAAAAAAAAGAAAAAAGUUACAAAACGUCAAAACAAUCAUUGCUGUUGGGCACGCGAAAAGAUGUUAUUUUGGCAAAAUAAAACUCAACGUGUGAGACGUCACAUGUGCCCACGAAUAAAAUGUAUUUGCUGUUGUAACAUUCUCUACACUGACCAAUUACUGCGAAGGCGACAAAAACAAUCUGUAAAUGUGACUUCAUUCUGUGACCUAGUUUCAGAUGAUGAGAGUGAUCAUAACGCCAAAAACUUACAUGAGCCUCGAAAACCAUUAAAAACGACAAAAGAAAGUCCAGAAAAAAUAACAAAAAAUAUAGGCAAAAAUUAUAGUAAAAUAAUCAAUAAAGUCGAUAUUGGUGUUAAUACAGAUUUCGAUAAAGAUUUUGAAGAAAGGUAUGCAGCUAAUGUCAACAACUCAAGUGUUGUUAAUUCUCUUCAUGUUAUUCAGGCUGUUAUUAGCGACGUAUCCCUCAAUAACAAAGGACAUAGCAAUAAUUCGACGCAGACAUUUACAUAUACGAAAAAUAAUUUUGAUUCUGCCCCACAUAACGCGCUAACCUCUGAUAUUAGGAUAAGAGAAAAGUCACAUCUUAAUAAUGAGGUCGAAAGUUGUGCAAAAAAUUAUACUCCAGAACUACAGUUAGAAAAUGCAACUACAAGUAAAGAUAAGCCAAUAAAUAAUGGACCAAAGUGUAAAACAAACGUUCGUGCAGCAACAAAUCACCAACCAGUGGCGCCAGUCGUGUCAUGUAUAGAUAUAGACAAUUUACCAACUGACAAUGGUGGUAAAGUCAUUGUUCUACAUAAAAACUCGAAAGCAAAAUCGUCAAAACCCAUAUGCUUAGGCAAAAACAAAAUAUUACUUUGCUCAUUACAUCCAUUAAGUAAAACAAGCAUGAUUGACGUUACUCAUUUAGUUGAAACUGUAAAACCACUAAUGUUCAGCUACGGAGUAAAUGCAGAUGUACAAACUCUUAUACCCAGUGGUGUACAUUUAGUUUUAUUACCUAACCAAGAGUUGGUACUUUCUAUUGAUCCUGGGGUUGAAUUAAGUCCAAAUCAAAUUAAUUAUUUACCUACUAUUUUAAAUUUGGUUCAACAGCAACUAUUCAACUUAGGAGCUAUUAAUAAAUUACCGAAAGCGUAUACAAUAGGUGAUAUUAUUCAUUUAUCAGACGAUGAAACCGGAAAUUAUACGUCACAAGAUGAAUCAUAUGAUGAUAAUACUAAUUUAAAAAAAAAAGAAGAGAUUCGUCCAUCAAAUAAUUUGAAGUCCAGUAAUCCAGAAAAUGAUAUUUCUUUUAUAGAAGAGGCUGUUUCUUGUGCUGAUAAACAUCCAAGUGAUGAUAGCUCUUCAAAUAUGGCUUCUAGUGAAACUCUUUCCGUUUCACUUAUAAAAGAAUUUGUGAAUAACAACAAAAAUAUACCUAAAAUUGAUGCCUCAAGCACAGAAUCGUCCAAAGAGGAUAAACAACAACAUACGCUAUCCAAUGACUCGAAUGUUUUAAUAGAAAAGGAUGUUGUUUCAGACGACAGCAAAAAAGAAGAUUUAAAAGAUACUGCAAAUAUGCCUAAAAAAACUAUAAUAUCAGAUCUUAUGGCAAUGUCUGGCAUAUCAUUAGAAGAUACUGCUGUUACAAAUAUUGAAAAUUCUAUAAAUCAAAUUCCACCCCAGCCAAAGCCAAUUCCCAUCUUACCAAAACCAAGUAAAGAGCCUGAUAAUUUAUAUACUAAUAAAGACGAUGAAAUGAAUAAUAAGAUAUAUAACAAUCCUUUCGUUAAAGCAGCAUUGACAAAAUGUCCGGAAUUGUUCAUUGUAUAUUCUUUUGAAGAUUUAAAAUAUGCUUACGAAAAUAAUGGGCAAUUUUAUAAAAUGAAUAUUGACAAUGGGAUCAUAGUACCCAUAAGUGUGUCUAUAAAAAAACAAAUGACCACCAAGAAUUUGAAACAAGUUAAAUCAGUAAUUGAUUUAACUGGAGAAGAUAACAACGAUACAUCUGGUGCAGAAACGAGGUCUGAAGAAAGUAGUAUUCAAACUUUCAUAGAAAGAGACCUCUUAAAAAGUGGAGUCAAACCGAUUAAAUUAUUUAAAUCCAUUCACCCAUCAAUAUUAAGACACAAUUUUAAAACAUUGUCCAUGCGACGUUAUAGUGGGGAUUCUAAGAAGCAGACGAAAAAAGUUACUAAAGCAGUUAAAAGCAAAAGAAAAAAUGAGAUUAACAUCAUAGAUUUAAAAAGCAGACAAUCCAAAAAGUUGGUACAAGAAGUAGAUAAAAUUAACAUAGAUUCAGAAUCCGAUGACGAGCCAUUAGCAUUAAAAGCUAAGCGUAUUCGAAGAACAUCAGUCAAUAUAUCAGAAAAUAUUGAUAACGCAAAGAGUCAUAAUGAAAAUUGUCAGAGAGAAGUUCAAGCGCUUAAUCAACAAGAGCAUAAUUGUGAUGAGGCAACUUCACACAGUGUGCCUAUAUUAGUAGAAGAUCAUGUUUCAAGUCAUUUGCCAAUUAUAUUUCAGUCUAAUAAUGAUGAAUCUUCGGGAGAGGAUUGUAUUCUUGGUGUAUAAAUAGGUCUUAUUUUAAUAAAAAAGUCAUUUGUUUUUAAGGAAGAAUGAACCGGCUGACGAGCCGGUUGGCAUGUUUGGUGGAUGCUUGCCUUUCACGCCGACGGUUGUGGUUUCGAUUCCCAUCCAGGACAGAUAUUUGUGUGCAUGAACAUGUCUGUUUGUCCUGAGUCUGGGUGUAAUUAUCUAUAUAAGUAUGUAUUUACAAAAAUAAAAAUAGUAUAAGUAGUAUAUCAGUUGUCUGGUUUUCAUAACACAAGCUCUGUACAAGCUUAAUUUGGGAUCAGAUGGCCGUGUGUGAAAAAUGUCCCAGGAUAUUAAAAAAAAAUAAAAAAAAAUAAUGCCAAGCAUUGUCAUGUAAUUAAUAACGUUAUGAAAAAAAAGUAAAACUUAUAUUCUUGCACGUUAUUCGUAGUUAUAUAAAUUCCUUGAAACUGUGAUAUUAUUUUUAUGGUUCAGAAGUCAAACAAUUUUUAAUUUCUAUCUGUGAACUUAAUGUAACUUAUUGUUUAGAUUUCUUACAAUAUAAUUGAAAUCUUUGACUGCAGAACUGAAUAGGUGAUUUGAUAUACGUGUUGAGACUAGUUAUAAGAUGAAAUAUAUAAGUAUUUUAAAUAAUAUCUGUUUGUGUGGUUUAAUCGAUCUCAUGUUGUUGUCCAAGUCAUUAAAUUAACUUAAACUAAACAUUAUAUAACAAAAUCAGGUGACGUUUAAUGAAACCAUGCCUGAGUAGUAAUUUAAUAUUUCCGACAACUUGUCCUACAGUGUUAAUCUCUAACUUUGUAUCAAGACUUAUAAAGCUUGCAGUGUUUAAUAAAAUAUCAUAUUUUUUGUAUAGUCUCUUUUUAAACGUCAGGGUUGAUAAAUAAUUCUUUGUGCAUAUAAAUAUACCUAGUGUGAAUGUAUAUAUUAGUUACUAGUAAAUUUUAAAUUAUAGUAAGUCUACUUAGAGAUAAAUCAGCUUGGAGACGUUUUUGCCUUUGUAGUACUAGUAGUGUAUUACAAAAAGUGACUAAACCGCAAUGAAUGUGUUUGUGCUUGCUAUCUCGUGUCUUGCUUUUGCAUAGAAAUUAGAAUUGUCAUUUUGUUUUUUUUUUUUUUUUUUUCUUAAUUUAAAACUUAUGAAGCAAAAAUGUUACUAGGAAUGCUACAACUACAUUAGCUGAGGAAAAUUUAAUGCCAUAACUGUAGAGAACUGGAGUAGUUUCUUUACAUGCUAGUGAAGAGGAAAAUAAAUUUCAGGCCUUUAGAUAAAAUAUCAAAACGAAUUGACAUUAACAUAAAUGAUUUAUCGAAUGAAAUGGAGGCUGAGGAUCGUUACAAAAAGUAUUAAGAGUUGGAGAUAUUUAUGAUUAAAAAUGACGUUUAAUAUAUAUGAUAUUAAGCACCUACCUAUGAAAAUAAUAAUAUAUACUACAAGCUCAAAAAGGGUCUCCUAGCUGAUUUGGCUAUAUUAUUAUUUGCUUUCUACUUUUGUAAAUAAGUAAAUUGACGGAUUAAGUUUUGUUACAUAUAUAAAAACUUUGUUGCAUGACUUUUUUUAAAUCGGGUAAGUGAAGUAGUCUGUACCUAGUGCCUGCACAUAGACGUAGAGGCCAACAAAUAUAUGUAUUAUAGUUAUUGUAAAAUACAACAGUAAUACUUGUGUUUUACUAUAUGUACAUAAUAUAUUAAAAGUUUUUAACUGUC
Messenger RNA from Nymphalis io (European peacock), 7949 nucleotides. RefSeq lists its product as uncharacterized. The transcript is spliced from 9 exons. The record is from RefSeq and is a predicted model, not a curated record. NCBI's taxonomy places the organism in Eukaryota, Metazoa, Arthropoda, Insecta, Lepidoptera, Nymphalidae. The coding region runs from base 465 to 6263 and encodes 1932 amino acids.